AUGUCCUCAGAUUCAUCAGCUGUACAAUUACUCCCACAAGCAGCGGGAUACGGCGUCCUAAUUGGGGUCGGUGGCGGGUUCGCCAUUGGUAUGAUUAUCGUCACCAACUUGCUACGCAGAUACUUGAAGGAAGACAACAACAGCACCGAGACUUUUUCCGUUGCCAAUAGAUCAGUGGGCACGUUGCUUUCGGCAUCAGCAGUCUAUUCAAGUUGGAGUUGGGCUGACGAAUUGCUUUGGACAACUACAAUGGUUUACAACUAUGGCAUCCAAAGUUCAUUCUACUACAUGGCUGGUUUAGUUAUACAAAUUGUUGUAAUGUCAAUGGUGGGGAUCCAUGCUAAAAAGAAAUGCCCCAAGGCACAUACCUCAUUGGAGAUUGUGGAGUUGAGGUAUGGCAAAGUAGCUCAUAUUUUAUUCAUGUGUCUUUCAUUAAUCACCAAUUUGGUUUCUUGCUCAAGUAUGAUUUUGGCGGCUGCCGGUGCCAUUUCAAUCAUUGCUGGUAACUUGCACAUUGUUGCUGCUACAUUAUUGACGAUAUUUUCGGUCUUGUGUUACUCAAUAUAUGGAGGGUUGAAGGCAACGUUCUUGACUGAUUUCGCCCACAGUUUGAUCUUGUUAAUUGUCUUGUGUUACUUUAACACUGCCGUGUUGACGAAAGUUGGGGGAUUGGAUGGAUUGUACGACAAGUUGGCUGCAUUUGGAGGCUCGCGUGAGAUCCCAGGCAACUACAAAAACAGUGUCAUAACUGGUAAAUCGCAAGGUGCCAUAUUUUUCGGAUUGGUCCUAACUUGUGGUAAUUUCGGAUUGUCAGUAAUGGACAGUUCAUUUUGGCAAAAGACAUUUUCAGCUGCUCCGAGAGCUACAGUUCCAGCAUACUUGACUGCAGCAUUGUGCAUCAUGUCCAACCCGUGGCCCUUGGGGGCAAUCAUUGGUGGUGCUGCAAUCACGAUGGAAAGCUCGCCAAGUUUCCCAACUUAUCCACGUAAAAUGACUCAGUAUGAGAUUGAUUCAGGUUACGCUUUGCCAUACACGUUGAUGGCGACAUUGGGCAGAAGUGCUGUUGGGGGCUUGUUAUUGAUUCUUUAUCUUGCUGUUACAUCAACAAUAUCAGCACAAAUGAUUUCCGUUUCUUCCAUAACGACAUUUGACAUCUACAAAAAAUACAUCAAUGUUAAAGCUGGAAACAAAUCAUUGAUACUUGUUUCUCAUAUAGGAUGUGUGGUUUUUACCUUUGUCGCCGCUGGAUUUUCGUUAAUGUUGCAUUAUGUCGGUGUUAAUAUGACAUGGUUUGGGUACUUUACCCCGUUGAUUAUAUGUCCCGGUGUCAUACCUCUCGUUAUGUCGAUUGUUUGGGACCGACAAACUUGGUUGGCGGCAGUCGUUUCGCCCAUUGUGGGGAUUACUUGUGGGCUUGCAGUGUGGACCACAACUGCGUACAAGUUGUACGAUGCUGUAAACAUUACAACCUUGGGUAUGCAAUUACCUGCAUUGUAUGGUGCUUUGACGGCAUUGUUUUUACCGGGAAUUGUCAGUGUGGUGAUUUCAUUAAUCAAGCCACAAAAGUUUGAUUGGACAGUGAUGCAAAGAGCUCACAUUUUAGUUCAAGAGAGCGAGGAUGCCAAUGAGGAUGCCUCUGCCCCAGGUGAAAUAGAAACCACUGCAAGAGUGGAAGCUGCAGAAGCAGAAGCAGAGGCAGAGGCAGAAACAGAAGCAAAGGCAGAAGCAGAAGCAGCAGGUACUGACAAGAAACGGGCCACUGCACCACCAGAGCAACAGAUUCCAAAAGGGGAAUCAGAAAAGCAAGACUCAGACAUCAACACCGUCAAUGGAUUAGAUUCAGACCAAUCUUCGUCCAACUUGGAGUCGCAACCAGACAAUGACGCCCUCCCUAAAGAAAUCUCAACCA
Molecule: messenger RNA, 1909 nt
Organism: Lodderomyces theae
Lineage: Eukaryota; Fungi; Ascomycota; Pichiomycetes; Serinales; Debaryomycetaceae
Product: sodium:solute symporter family protein
Exons: 1
Biological process (GO): urea transmembrane transport
Cellular component (GO): plasma membrane
Molecular function (GO): urea transmembrane transporter activity
Source: RefSeq, a predicted model, not a curated record